Calidris pugnax (ruff) is the source of this 1683-nucleotide messenger RNA. RefSeq names its product fibrinogen C domain containing 1 (gene FIBCD1). The record is from RefSeq and is a predicted model, not a curated record. NCBI's taxonomy places the organism in Eukaryota, Metazoa, Chordata, Aves, Charadriiformes, Scolopacidae. The transcript has 6 exons. Bases 1 to 1428 code for a protein of 475 amino acids.
AUGCAACGGCGGGGCUGGCCCCGGGGGUCCCAGCAGGAGGGCGAGACCCCCGUCCCCAGCCCCAAGAGGGCCAGCAGGCAGAGCCCGGGUGGCCGUGCCAUGCUGGGGCUCGCCUGGCUGGACUCUGAGCCUCCUCCGGAUGGCAUGAGGAUGAGCUGCGGGUACAUCCUGUGCACGGUCCUGCUCUCGGUGGCCGUCCUCCUGGCGGUGACGGUCACGGGGGCCAUCCUCUUCAUGAACCACUACCACACGCCCGUCACCGAGUCGCCCCCCGUCAUCAGCACCAACCCCGAGGAAGCCAACGCCCUGGUCACCAUCGAGAAAGCCGACAGCUCCCGCAUCAACAUCUUCAUCGACCCCAACUGCCCCGACGCCACCGGCACCUUCGGGCGCCUGGAAGGGCUGCAGACCUCCCUGCUGCGUGCCGUCACCGACCACGACGCCGAAGCCAAGGCCACCAAGAGCCAGCAGAAGGCCCUGCUGGUCACGGUGGCGGAUGAGGUGGCCAAGCUGCUGACACACGCCGUGCAGCUGCGCGCCGACUGCGAUGGGCUCAAGAAGGGGCACAGCGCCAUGGGGCAGGAGCUCAGCGCUCUGCAGGGAGAGCAGGGCAGGCUCAUCCAGCUGCUCUCGGAGAGCCAGACCAACAUGGCUCGGCUGGUGAGCUCCGUCAGCGACGUCCUGGACACGCUGCAGAAGGACCGUGGUGGUGCCCGGCCCCGGCUCAAGGCCGACCUGCAGCGAGCGCCGGCCAGGGGAGCGCGGCCCCGGGGCUGCUCCAACGGCUCCCGGCCCCGAGACUGCUUUGACAUCUAUGCGAGCGGACAGCAAGAAGAUGGGAUUUACUCCAUCUUCCCCACGCACUAUCCCUCUGGCUUCCAGGUCUACUGUGACAUGACGACCGACGGGGGCGGCUGGACGGUGAGCUGCUGCCGUGUUGGGGACCACUGGGUGAUGCCACCACCAGCCACAGGCUGUCGGCUGGACGGGCUGAAGAGGAUCCACGUGCUGACGGUGCAGGGCAGCUACGAGCUCCGCAUCGACCUGGAGGACUUCGACAACGGCACCGCCUUCGCCCACUACGGCAGCUUCGGCGUGGGGCUCUUCUCCGUGGACCCCGAGGAGGACGGGUACCCUGUCUCCAUCGCCGACUACUCGGGGACGGCAGGUGACUCCUUCCUGAAGCACAACGGGAUGAAGUUCACCACCAAGGACCUGGACAACGAUCACUCGGAGAACAACUGCGCGGCUUUCUACCACGGCGCCUGGUGGUACCGCAACUGCCACACCUCCAACCUCAACGGGCAGUACCUCAAGGGCCACCACAGCUCCUACGCCGAUGGCAUCGAGUGGUCCUCCUGGACCGGCUGGCAGUACUCCCUCAAGUUCACCGAGAUGAAGAUCCGGCCUGUCCGGGAGGAGAAUUAGCUGGAUGGCAUGAGCCCCCCCCCGAUGCCCAGACCCCUGCCCUUCCCCACCACCUCGUAGCUCUGUCCCCUCAACUGCCACCCUCUCCAUCCUCCCCGAAGGCUGGCCCAUCUUCGAGGUGCCCCUGGGGAGCACCUGCCCCCAGCAAGGGUGGAUUUAGCUCCUGGGCACCCACGGACAUCACUGGACCUUUGCCUCCUCCCACCAUGGCUCCCCUGCAGCCAAAAUGGGUCUCCUGGCCAGAGCAUCACCCAC